Zootoca vivipara (common lizard) is the source of this 2268-nucleotide messenger RNA. Lineage: Eukaryota; Metazoa; Chordata; Lepidosauria; Squamata; Lacertidae. The record is from RefSeq and is a predicted model, not a curated record.
AUGACGACACCGCACCGAUCCCAUUAUGGCCCCAUGCUCCAAGACUCGACUCUUAGAAACAGCGCUGCUGGAAGCUUUGCAGGGCUGGAGGAGGUGGGCAGCGACUGGAGGGCAGCUCCUGCAGCGGGGAAGAGGCGAAGGCUCUGGGCACGGUGCUGCUUCAGCAAGGUGGGCGAGGGUGGCAAGCUGCUGCCGGGAGGCGCCAUGCCCAGUCUCUUCCCUGGAACCCGGGCCACAGUGGCCACGGCAGGCGGAGGCUCCAGAGCCUUUUGCGAACGCGAGUCUGGCGACCUGGACCUGACAGCCGUUGAUGCGCUCCGAAGGCGCGCCUGGAUCAACCCCGGGCAGGUGAAACCGUGUCAAAAGCGCAGACCUCUCUCCCGCAGCUGGAUCGGGUUAACGAUUGGCGGGAUCGUGGCUGCUGCUAUUGACCCAACACUUUCCAUUGAGAGAGAAAACGACGGAGAGAGGCGAGGAGGAGGAGACAGGGGCGACCGUCCCCCGCCAAAGGCGCGCAGAGGCGGCGAUGGUCCGGCACGAGUCCGUCGGGAUGCGCAGGCUCGUGCCGCCGCCGGCCGUCGAGAUGGAGAGGCAGCUUUCGGCGGUUCUGGAGGCGGUCCAGGCGGCGAGCGAGACGGCGAGGGCGGCAGCGGCGGUGGGCUUGGUGUGGGCAUCGGAGGACGAGGCAUCGCGGGUGGCAGCAGCCGCGCGGGGCUCCGCUGGCUCCGCUCAGUGAGCGGGCUGCGGAGGGGCAAAGGCAGCUGGAGAGGCGCCCAGGCAAGCGAGCGGCCAGCCAUGAACAAUAGCGGACAGCCGCCACAGCAGCAGCACCCCCCGACGGCUGCCAAGAGCUUGGCCGCUCCUCGAGCCAACAUGUUGAGUGCCUCCAAGCCUUUGGCAUUCUCCAUCGAGCGCAUCAUGGCCCGGACGGCCCCGGAGCCAAAAGCCCUGCCGCUGCUGCCCCACUUCUUGCAAGGAGGGGGCCCCAAAAGCGCCGAACAGCAUGUCAAGCCGCAGCAGCAACAGGCGGAGGCGGCGCUCAGCCUGGCAUCUUCCAUCCCUUGCAUGAUCCCUUUCGUGCCGCUGGCCUACGAGUCCUUAGCCAAGGCGGGCUCGGAGCCCAGGAAGCCCCCGAUGGACCCGCCGCUGCCGCCCUCCCCAUCUUCUUCCUCGUCGGCGGCGUCUUUGAGCUGCGCGCUGAGCCUCAAGCCGCCGUCCGGGGACCUGCAACCGCUGCAGCAGCACUACAAGCUCGUCCGGCCCCGCGUGGUCAACCAUUCCUCCUUCCACGCCCUGGGCACCCUGGGCUAUUUCAGCCGCACGACGGAGCCGCCGCAACCGCCGCCCCCGCCGUCGGGCCUCAGCCUCCACCCGGUGGCGUCCUACUUCCUAGGCUCGCCGCUGCACGCCUCCUCUCCCGCCGCCUUGCACGCUCCGACGGCGCCCAAGGCCUACCUGGCGGAGAGGAACAAGCUGCACGUGUUGCCGCCCGGCCCCGACAAAUACCCGACGCCGGCCUUCAAGGAUCUGGCGCAUGCCCAGCUGCACAGCGCGGCAGCUGCAGCCGCAGCCGCCGCUGCCGCUGCCGCCGCGCACCUUCUGGCCACCGACAAGCUGCCCUUCAAGAACGUCGGAGCGGACUUCAGCCGUGGCUCGCCCAGUGCCAAGCCCAAAGUCUUCACCUGCGAGGUCUGCGGCAAGGUCUUCAACGCGCACUACAACCUCACGCGCCACAUGCCGGUGCACACGGGAGCCCGGCCCUUUGUCUGCAAGGUCUGCGGCAAAGGCUUCCGCCAGGCCAGCACACUCUGUCGCCACAAGAUCAUCCACACCCAGGAGAAGCCUCAUAAAUGCAACCAGUGCGGGAAAGCGUUUAACCGGAGCUCCACGCUGAACACGCAUACGCGGAUCCACGCGGGCUACAAACCUUUCGUCUGCGAGUUUUGCGGGAAAGGGUUUCACCAAAAAGGAAACUACAAGAACCACAAACUGACGCACAGCGGCGAGAAGCAGUUUAAGUGCAAUAUCUGCAACAAAGCCUUCCACCAGGUGUACAACUUGACUUUCCACAUGCACACCCACAACGACACCAAGCCCUUCACCUGCCCCACCUGCGGCAAAGGCUUCUGCAGGAACUUUGACCUCAAGAAGCAUGUCCGCAAACUGCACGACACCAACGGCAGCGGCGGCUCGAGCGUGGCUGCUUCGCGAAGCGCCGUCGAGCCAGAACUGCAGCCGCCGCCGUCUAUGCUGCUUCACCGCCCGUGA